Molecule: messenger RNA, 402 nt
Organism: Phytophthora sojae
Lineage: Eukaryota; Oomycota; Peronosporomycetes; Peronosporales; Peronosporaceae
Exons: 2
Coding region: 1-402 (133 amino acids)
Cellular component (GO): mitochondrial inner membrane peptidase complex
Molecular function (GO): serine-type endopeptidase activity
Source: RefSeq, a predicted model, not a curated record
AUGGCGACGACAAGGCUGACGAAGGCGCUGGAGCUGGUGCGCAACGGCGUGCUGAUCGUGGGCUGGGCGUCCAUGGUAAAGGAGAACAUCUUUAGCGUCACCUACGGCAUCGGCGUGUCCAUGAGCCCCACGAUCCCCGACGGCUCGUUCGUCGUGGUGGAGCGCCUGUCGCGGCGGUGGCGCAGCUGGGAACGCGGCGACGUGGAGGGAGACGUAGUGGAGCUGCAGCCGCGCUUCGACAAGAAUCGCAAGGGCAAGAUCACAGUCCCGAAGGGCCACGUGUGGGUGGAAGGAGACAACCCCACGUGCUCCGUGGACUCGCGGCAUUACGGCGCGGUGCCCGUUGCUUUGCUGGUCGGAAGGCCGCUUUUUAUUGUAAGUUUUGGUAGCGAGGGCUGGUAG